Molecule: messenger RNA, 2294 nt
Organism: Cynocephalus volans (Philippine flying lemur)
Lineage: Eukaryota; Metazoa; Chordata; Mammalia; Dermoptera; Cynocephalidae
Gene: RNF149
Product: ring finger protein 149
Exons: 7
Coding region: 156-1355 (399 amino acids)
Source: RefSeq, a predicted model, not a curated record
UGCGCGUGCGCGGCGGCCCCGCCCCCGCCCGGCCUCGCUCUUCCCAGAGGCACAAGGGGCGUCCGCUUCGCGCUGCUGGGCGGCUUCUCUCAGGCCUGCGCGCGCUCCGCGGCUCUGGGGGUCUCCCGCCUCCUCGUCAGUCUCGCCGGGUAGCCAUGGCGUGGCUGAGGCGGCCCGAGACCGGCGUCGGGGCUCGCGGCGCGCUGGCGCUUCUGGUCCUGGCCCUGUGCGCGCCCGGGGUCCGGGGCCGGGCCCUCGAGUGGUACUCGGCCAUGGUGGGCACCGAGUACGUGGAGCCGCGCACGAACCUGACGGUGCGGAGCGUGUCGGAGAGCGGCCGCUUCGGCGACAGCUCGCCCAAGGAGGGCGCGGAGGGCCUGGUGGGCGUCCCGCUCGCUCCGGACGGAGACCCCGAGGGCUGCACGCCCGACACGACCUUCCUCGUGCCCGCGCCCGGCGGCUGGGGGGCCGCGCCCUGGGUGGCCCUGGUGGCGCGCGGGGGCUGCACCUUCAAGGACAAGGUGUUGGUGGCGGCGCGGAGGAACGCCUCGGCCGUGGUCCUCUACAACGAGGAGCGCUACGGGAACCUCACGGCGCCCAUGUCCCACCCCGGAACAGGAAAUAUAGUGGUCAUUAUGGUUAGCUAUCCGAAAGGAAGAGAAAUCUUGGACCUGGUGCAAAAAGGAAUUCCAGUAAAGAUGACAAUUGGGAUUGGCACCCGUCACGUACAGGAGUUCAUCAACGGUCAGUCUGUGGUGUUUGUGGCCAUUGCCUUCAUCACCAUGAUGAUCAUCUCAUUAGCCUGGCUAAUAUUUUACUAUAUACAGCGUUUCCUGUAUACUGGCUCACAGUUUGGAAGUCAGAGCCAUAGAAAAGAAACUAAGAAAGUUAUUGGCCAGCUUCCACUUCAUACUGUAAAGCAUGGAGAAAAGGGAAUUGAUGUUGAUACUGAAAAUUGUGCAGUGUGUAUUGAAAAUUUUAAAGUAAAGGAUAUUAUCAGAAUUCUGCCAUGCAAGCAUAUUUUUCAUAGAAUAUGCAUUGACCCAUGGCUUUUGGAUCACCGAACAUGUCCAAUGUGUAAACUUGAUGUCAUCAAAGCCCUGGGAUAUUGGAGUGAGCCUGAGGAUGUACAGGAGAUGCCUGUUCCAGAAUCUACCCCGGGAAGUGUUUCAGCUAUAAAUUUGAGCAUCACUUUACAAGAUGAUGACAGAAGUGAUGGGAGCAAUUUACCAUCGCCUUCCACUAAUGAAUCUGUGCCGCAGUGUGAUGCCAGCUUUAAAGAAGAUGCAGGUGAAAACACAGCAUUACUAGAAGCCGGCAGGAGUGACUCUCAGCGUGGAGGACCCCUCUCCUAGCGCAUGUGCCCACCAAUGGCAUCCACCGAUGGAGCUUGGCUUGAACAAAAGGACAUUUUAUUUUUUUUACUUUAGCACAUAGUUUGUAUAUUUGAAAAUAAUGUACAUUACUUUACUUUUCAGAUUCUGAUUUGAUAUACAAAGGGCUGAAAUAUUUUAUUCUUAGAGACUUUUUGAUUAGUCUUCAUAUAUUUAUCUACUAAAAUAUAGUGUUUACAGUAAACAAUGUGUUGUUUCAGACUAUUGCAAAGAUGAUGACUAAGGAAGGCACUCUAAUGUAAAGGACGGUGGUGCUUGUAAACGCCAGACUAGCCACUCCUGUACUGUAGAACAAAUUCUGUUUCUCAAGGUUUUUAGACUAAGCACACCAAUUUUAGACUAGUUGAAGUGAAACUGUGUGAUUAAGUUCAAUAAUUGAUCACAUGGGCUUUCCCUGGAGGAAGGACUUUUUUAGAACUUUAAACUUGUAACUGAGAUGAGAAAUCUACAGCUUUCUUGAACAUCUGUAUAUAGAGAUUUCAAAAUCUGAGAAGUCUUGUUCAUUGUUUGGAAUUUGAGAAAAGCAUUAGAUGAAUUUAAGAUCUGCAUUUUUUUCCCUUUAUUACUUAGUUGAACAUCUGUAUAUAGAGAUUUCAAAAUCUGAGAAGUCUUGUUCAUUGUUUGGAAUUUGAGAAAAGCAUUAGAUGAAUUUAAGAUCUGCAUUUUUUUCCCCUUUAUUACUUAAUUUCUUGUGAUACCUCAACGGGGAGGGAAAUUUCAUUUUUCCUACAAAUAAAAAUGCUGAGAUUUGGUAUUGCACCUGAGCAUUGAGUUCCUCAUUGCCUCGUUAAGGAAAUCUAGUAGACAUACUGUGAUUGUUUUUUUUUUUAAUGAUGAAUGUAUUAUAUUGGUUCCAAUUGCGAUUUAAUCUUUACAAUUAAAAGGGUGAAAAAUGGAGAA